Messenger RNA from Trichomonas vaginalis G3, 741 nucleotides. Its product is annotated as protein of unknown function, DUF4106 family. The record is from RefSeq and is a predicted model, not a curated record. The transcript has a single exon. The annotation marks the transcript as partial. Lineage: Eukaryota; Parabasalia; Trichomonadida; Trichomonadidae.
AUGACGAAAAUAACAGAUGCAGCAACGAGACAGGCAGUUCAAAGUGCCUAUGACGCCGUUAGAGCAACUGUUGUGAAAAGUCAAGAAAAAGAGUUACAACAGACCAAAACAGACCUAGUAAAUGCUUUCUUAAAAACGAAAAGUCAGGUAGGACAUUACGCUGCAGAUGGAACAUAUGUGCCAGCUGGUGGAACUUAUAUACCACCAAACCCUCCAAGAGAAGCACCUGCACCAGGACUACCUAGAACAUUUACAUCGUCACAUGGACACAGACACAGGCAUGCACAACAACCAGCACAACAACCACCUCCACAACCAGCACAACAACCAACACAACAACCAGCACAGCAACCAACAGUUCAAAACCCUGCACAACAACAACCACAAACAGAGCAAGGACAUAAAAGAAGUAGAGAACAAGGAAACCAAGAAUUCUUAAAAAUGCUUAAAGAAGAGUGUGGUUUCCCAGAUACUGUUGACUUUAGUGACAGAUAUAAAGAAGCUAUUAGAAAGUUCAAGGAUGGAAAUACUGACCCGAACCUAUUUAGCUUUAUGGCUCAGCACCAAAACGGAUAUAAUCUCAAACCUGGAAAAUACAAGCUCGCUAAGGGAUAUGAUUUAAUAGCAUAUCAUCCAAAUGACAUGGAUGAAUUUACUCCGAGAUAUUUGAUGUCAGAGCUAAAUGACAAUUCAACUUUCGUCAUGAAACGCGUAAAAAAUAGAGACGGAACGAAAGAACAA